AUGCUUAACGAAGAUGAGCUGUACCUGUCCGCUGAGGAAGCCGCCAACUUGUUGGGCAUCAAUGUGGCGACCCUAUAUGCCUACGUAGGCCGCAAAAACAUUCGCUCGAUCAAAAUUGAGGGGUCCCGUAAGCGACGCUAUUGGGCGGCGGACAUUCAACGCCUUACCAAGGAUGGGAAAGCUCCCGAGCGUACGCCAAGCAAGCGCGGCAAUGCCGACUCCUACAGCUCCCUGACCCUGUUAACGGAGAGCGGCCUGUACUACCGCGGUCGGGAUGUCACUGAGCUGGUAGAGGAAGCCACGGUGGAGGAAGUGGCGGAAAUGUUCUGGCAGGUGCCCGGCGCUUUUGGCACGGUUCUACCUCAUAUGCCAGAGGGCGCGGCGACUUUGCUGGAGUUGUUUAGCCACACCUCCGCGGUGGAAAAAGCCAUCGCCCUGUUUCCGCUGGUGGAGCGGGAAAAUCCAAAGGCCUUCGACCUGACUCCAGAGGGUUAUGCACGUACCGGCGCCGAUGUGGUCCGUUGGUUUGCCGCGCUGGUGGUGGGAGCAAACGUGCCGGAUAUCCGACCUCUGCAUGAAUACAUUGCAACUUCCUGCGGGAUGAACCAGCAUUUCGCCGACUUGAUCCGUCGCGUGCUAAUUCUGUGCAUCGACCAUGAACUUGUCCAUUCCACCUACAGCGUGCGCGCGGCGGCCAAUACCGGGGUGACUCCUUAUUAUGCAGCGAUUGUGGGCUUGGCGGCCGCUCGUGGACGACGCAUUGCCUAUGGCCGCAGUGAGGCGGUAAGCCGCUUGCUGGAUGAGGUAUGCAACGCCAAAGAUCCGGCCCAGCCAAUUCUUCAAUAUUACAGCCAGGGCGAUGAUAUUCCGGGGUUUUGUGCCUAUACGUAUAGCAUCGCCGACCCACGUGCGAUCAGCCUGAAAAACACCCUAGACAUUAUGUUUGCCGACGACCCCGAUUACCUUCGUUUGCUCAAGGCGAUGAAUGUGGCUGAAGAGUUAGUGCAGCGACCGGCGGAGUUUGUACUGUUGGUGAGUUUUGUUGGCCGUAAGUUAAACCUCGUCGGCCAAGAGUUAGCGCUGUUGGGGGUAGCACGGCUGAUUGGCUGGAUUGCUCAUGCCAGCGAGCAAUACAACCAGCAAUUGAUGGUUCGCCAUCGCGCCCGCUAUACCGGUGCCCUCCCCGGA
Messenger RNA from Mesorhabditis spiculigera, 1188 nucleotides. Lineage: Eukaryota; Metazoa; Nematoda; Chromadorea; Rhabditida; Rhabditidae. The record is from the annotation of a GenBank genome assembly.